Molecule: messenger RNA, 2404 nt
Organism: Quercus robur (English oak)
Lineage: Eukaryota; Viridiplantae; Streptophyta; Magnoliopsida; Fagales; Fagaceae
Exons: 7
Coding region: 1339-2070 (243 amino acids)
Biological process (GO): chorismate biosynthetic process; aromatic amino acid biosynthetic process
Cellular component (GO): cytosol
Molecular function (GO): FMN binding; ATP hydrolysis activity; chorismate synthase activity
Source: RefSeq, a predicted model, not a curated record
AAAUGGUGGCUGAACAUGGAGAGCAGUUUUGGGGAGCUUGGUGAUAUUAGUUUAGUCCAGGCUAAGCUGCCAAAGAAGCUGAAAAAGAGGAGGCAGAUGGUGUAUGAGGAUGGUCCGGCUGGGUAUGUUAAUUAACUUAUAAAAGUCAUAUUAAGGUUUGAUAUAAUUGUGUUCCUUAUUUCUUUAGGCUUUUCCUUAUUUGCCAGUACUAACAAGUUUAAAUUGGCAGUUAUGAGGAAUACAUCGAUUAUAUGUUCCCUGCGGAAACUUAGAUGACUAAUCUUAAAUCUUGGAAGCUGCCUAUAAGUGGAAGAAGCAAAAAAUUUCUGAUGAAGACUAGCAUGGUUACCUGUUUUUAUAGAAUUUUAGCUUUUGGUGUAAAUACACAACUGUUUUUUUUGUAUGUUAAUUGGGUGAAAAUGAAGUAGCUUAGCUGCUAAUCAUAUUUUUCUGGAAUGAACGAUUGCACCCCCAAAAUCAGUUGAGGGAACUUAAGAGUUGUACGGAGUGUCUAGAUUAGAUUCUGAGAAUUUAUUAUCAUAGUGAUGAAUCAAGCAUAUCCUUCUAAGCUGAAAUUUAUUUUAACAAUUCCUGAAAUGCACUUUGAACUGAUUGAUGAUUAUAGAUAGUGUCGUGUGAUAUCCAUUAUCGAGAAAUUUUUCAUAGACAUUUUAAUAACUUAUGGUGCAUUUACUGUGUUAUUAGUAAUGCCACAGAGAUGGUAAGCUCUAGAUGAAUUUGCCACCGUACAUGGCAUUGGAUGAAAGUUUUAUAUUGCAUGCCUUUUUGAUCUUAAGUUUUUCUUUUGUUUGGGUUAAGAGAGACUUCAAACAUGUAGCCAAUAAUAUGGCUAAGUGCUGCUGUCUAUAAUUCAGUACUGAUCUGUAACAGUUUACCAUCAUGGUAGGACCAUAUAGGCUGUUGAGACAAUUAAAUACAUUUCAUGCUUGUGAAUGAAAAAUAGGAGAAGCUUUAUGCUUUAUUCAGUUGCUGCAAAAUUAGAGAGAAGAGAUAGGAGUUUGAUAUGACAGAUUUGGGUUUCUUUAUUUAACAAUAAUGGGGUUGGAGAAUAGAACUAAAAGUUGAAAUUUUGGAUUCUGACAUGGUUAUUGCUAAAUCACAGAGAUUCAGGCUGCUGGUAGUACAUAUGGAAACUAUUUUCGUGUAACAACUUAUGGAGAAUCUCAUGGAGGUGGUGUUGGUUGCAUCAUUGAUGGAUGCCCUCCUAGACUUCCCUUAUCAGAAGCUGAUAUGGAAGUUGAACUUGACAGAAGGAUUACAGUGAAAUGUCAACGACUUAUAGGCCUUCUCAUGCAGAUGCUACUUGUGACAUGAAAUAUGGUGCAAGAGCAGUGCAGGGUUGUGGUAGAUCUUCAGCAAGAGAAACUAUUGGAAGAGUUGCUGCUGGGGCUGUUGCCAAGAAAAUCCUUAAGACCCUUGCAGGAACCGAGGUGUGUUUAUUUUGUUGAGUUGCAGGCUCAAACUCUCUCUUUAUCCUGUUUCUUUAUGAUUACAAGGACUUUCUGUGUAGACACCUUAACAGAACUUCAGAGACUAUAUGAUGAGCUUGUUGCUUCUGCUGAUGCCUGCCGGUUGGAUAGGUAUUUGGCUUCUGAAAAAGCUGGAAGGAGUAGGUGGUUGUGGCCUCGAUUCAUACCCCAAUCUUCAUACUCGCCUGUCAAGGGUCUACAUCUUUUUGGAGGAGUAGGGACUGGAAAAACUAUGUUCAUGGACCUGUUUUUUGAUCAAUUUGACCUACAGAAUAUUGGAUAUAAGAACAUUGAUGCGAGAGGAUUGAUCACUGGAUUUCAAUUCCUACAGGCUUACUACCCUGAAUGUUUAGCAAAGUGCUUCAUUCUACACAUGUCACGAUUCUUUGUGAGCGUUUGGAGAAUGGUUUCUCGUUUCCUUGAGAAGGCUACAUUGGAAAAGAUUGUGAUUGUUACCAAUGAGGAUGAAAGACAAGAUUUCAUAAAGGAAGUUGGUGAGGAAGUCCUGCCAAAAGAAUAUGGGGGGCGAGCAAAGCUUGUAGCUAUUCAGGAUGUUGUACUUGCCCCAUUGGAGGGUUGAUUCCACAGAUAGAUGUAGAUGGCUGUUAUUGCAAUAACAACUCUUACUAAUAUCAUGUAAAAUGAUACUAUUGUUGAAAUAACAGGUGGUGGCUACUUUCAACCUGAUCUCUUUUUGCUAUAAGCAGCAAUUAGUAGUUAUAUGAGGCCCCUGGUUAAAGUUUCCCAAACAUUCCAUUAAUACUGUAUUCAAGCAGCAAAAUGGUUUAAGCUUGAUAUUGUGCUUCAUUCCAGCUGGUUAAAGGGCUGAUUUUCUGCUUAAAAUUGAUUUGGCUAAACCAUAUAAAUAAUGCAACCAUCAGUUUUAUUUCCUCACAACUUGUAAAUGUUGUCAA